CACAAAUUAAGCCCGCGCCCUUGCAAAGUAUUAGCUUGGAAAUCGCUUGCAUGCACACGAAUAUUUCGGGCGCCUCCGCCUCCUCGCUCAAUCUGUUACACGUCUCCUCGAACUCUCCAGAUGGAUCAUUCAUCACACAUCUGCGAUAUUGACGCCGAGCCUCUCCACCGCUACGGCAAGGGCGGUUAUCACCCAGUUCACAUAGGAGACUCCUUGAACGAUGGCAGAUACAAGGUCCUGCACAAGUUGGGCUGGGGGAGCUACUCGACUGUCUGGGCUGCACGAGAUCAGAGAGCACGUACGUAUGUUGCUGUAAAGAUCUCGAUCUCGGGCCAAGAACGUUCAAAUCGAGAGUUCACAGUCUUACGUGCCCUUGCAGCGGCCCACUUUGACCACCCUGGCGGUCAACAUGUAAUGACGAUGCAAGAUCACUUUCAACUCAACGGUCCAAACGGUACUCACGAUUGCUUUGUAUUAGAGUUGCUAGGCCCAAGUGUUGCUGAUUAUCUUGAUGCGCAUUUCGACAAUGAAAGACUUCCCGGAAAACUUGCAAGAAAGAUUGCAAAACAGACUCUCCUCGGUUUAUCCUACAUACAUGAACAGGGGAUCGGACACGCAGAUCUGCAUACCCGGAACCUAGCCUUCACUGUUCCUUCAAUACAUGCUUUACAAGAAGAAGAUCUGUUCCAAAAGCUGGGCAAACCCGUGACAGGGUUUGUCCAAAGAACCGAUCGAAAGCCACUGGAGCCUAGCAUGCCCCGCUAUCUUGUUAAGCCUUCCUCUUAUUCAACGAAUUACAACUUUUCGCUCGAUGCAGUCAAAAUUGUCGACUUCGGUCAAUCUUUUUGGAGCGCCGAUCCUCCAAAGACAUUUCACACUCCACUUCCGCUCCGGGCUCCCGAGAUCAUAUUCAGGGAUAGAGUAGAUUGGCGCGUUGACUUAUGGAGUAUGGGCUGUAUGUUAUUUGAGCUCGUUGUCGGCCAACCGCUAUUUGACAGCGUCAUGACCACCCCCACAAUCCUUGUCCGCCAAAUGCUAGAGAUGGCUAGUGAUGAGCUGCCGGAGCGUUGGCAAGCAAAGUGGCGCGUCAUGGAGGCAGCGUCACCGGGCGAGGAGUCCGUCUAUUCGCUCCAAGCCUGGUUAGAGGAAAUGUACUUUGACGGGGAGAGGAGCGAAGACCUGAGCAGAGAAGAUAUUCUUCGGGUGGGCGCGCUUAUCCGAAGUAUGUUGCGGUUUGAGCCUUGUGCCAGGGCGUCAUCAAAGGACAUCCUCCAAGACUCUUGGUUUCAUGAAGACUGACACAUCCAUGAUUGGGAGGGGAAGACCUCGCCUAAUGCACGACUUUGGUACCGGCCAGGUGAACUGUAAGUGAAGUCUCUAGAAGAGAGGAACUGGAUGCACCGCAGACGCCUGUGACGACCUUGUUAAUUGCAGCUCUGCUUGC
Messenger RNA from Macroventuria anomochaeta, 1444 nucleotides. Its product is annotated as kinase-like protein. Lineage: Eukaryota; Fungi; Ascomycota; Dothideomycetes; Pleosporales; Didymellaceae. Gene Ontology annotation, molecular function: ATP binding; protein kinase activity. Gene Ontology annotation, biological process: regulation of mRNA processing; spliceosomal complex assembly; protein phosphorylation. The coding region runs from base 121 to 1299 and encodes 392 amino acids. The record is from RefSeq and is a predicted model, not a curated record. The transcript is spliced from 4 exons.